This is a messenger RNA of Lachancea meyersii CBS 8951, 369 nucleotides long. NCBI's taxonomy places the organism in Eukaryota, Fungi, Ascomycota, Saccharomycetes, Saccharomycetales, Saccharomycetaceae. The record is from the annotation of a GenBank genome assembly.
AUGUUUAGACAGGCUUUCCGUCAAAUGAGUGUAGCUGCUAAUAGAAGUGUGGAAGGUCCCAUUGCCCAGUGUAUAGAUCGAAAGAUCCGCCAAAAAUUCCCAGAUUUGCAGCAUUUCGCACUGUUCAACGACUCUUACAAACAUUCACACCACCACGGCAUGGCAGAAGCAGAAAACAAAAUCGAGUCGCAUUUCAGGCUUGAGAUUGUAAGCGACGGAUUCCAGGGACUCACUUUGCCCAAGAGACACCGACUCAUAUAUAGCUUAUUGGAUGCGGAAUUGCAGAAUGGAGUGCACGCUUUGCAACUGCAGACGAGAACCGGUGCAGAGCAAGCCCGCAAGCAGCAGCAGCAGCAGCAACAGGGCUGA